CCCCAAUACCUCCAGUUCCGAGCUCCAACUCUCCUUCGGGGUCUCUUCCUGCUAACGGCCGCCCUCCGAGGCUGUUGAUUCGCUCUACGACCUUGAUGCAGAUUAGACCGAACAGGCCAACAGUCACUCGUUCAUAUCACUAUUCGUGGGAACAGCUUGCUUUCACCGUUGUUGUGGCUGGGAGGGAAUAAAAAACGUCGACCGUCUAACCGUGAACUGGUGGACUUUCGCCGCUAUCUCUUCUACAUUGCUACCUCAUGGCUUCCUCGGAGGUGGACCAGAAGUUCCUCGGCAAAUUAGCCAAGGCGGUCGAGAACGAUAACCCUCUCCUUGCAUCGGUCUUGUUCAAGAUUCUAGGGCUCUCCAUCAACCUAUCUGAACAACUCAUCAGUGCCCGGAAGCAGCGUCGACAAGAUGCAGCUCAGACAGAAGCCUCGCUCGACUUGACCCUCCACAUCAUUUGGUUGUCCCGCGAAGGACUGGUAUUACUGCAGCAAUACGUUUUACCUAUGGUAGGGAACUAUGUGGAGCUAAAGGUGCUGGCGUAUAAGUUGCGCGCUUCCUUCUACCACAUCUUUGUUCUCUUUCACAACACACCACCCGUCUCCACCAUGGGCAUGAACACGCCCGAGAGCCAGACAACGUCGACCGUCCCAGGACUGCCGACAAGAGUGGACAAGGGGAAAGGGGUUGCGAGAGAUGGGGACGAGGAUACGAUCCAGAAUCGCCAACAUGUGCGCGGUGCCGAUGGUGGGCCCGUAGGACCUCCCCCGGGGUUUGGACCGACACCCCCUUCAGCCUUCUUACUGAAGCCCGGUGAUUACCUUCCGGAAGCACACCAAUAUUUCCGCGAAGCGGUUCAACUGGCCGAGGAGCUAUUAUGGGGGUCACACUCGCUCCGACUCUCGGUCAAGACCGAGUACGCAGCCUUCCUCUACGAAUGCGUCCACGAUGCCGAGGCCAGCCGAAAGUUGGCAAAGGACACCAUUGCCGAGGUGUACGAGGCAACAGAGGGCAUCGAUAACGACAUGUUCACUGAUGCCUGCGAGCUGGUCACGGUGCUCGGUAAAAUGAUGAAACGGGGGCUGGGGUCAAACACAAACACGGCACUCCGGAGUAAAGCCCACGGAUCUAGCUCAGGCACAGAGGGGACUCCGCAGACGGAACAAGCUGAAGGAACCGCACCACCAGGGAUGAUAUGACGCCGCUUGGUUGGAGGCCAGCGGGUCCCCCGACAAUUUCUAUCUUUGACAACGGCUUCACCCUAUCUCAAGCUCUGAUCUUAUCCCGUCCAUAGCAGCAUUUCCGGUC
Messenger RNA from Canariomyces notabilis, 1311 nucleotides. Its product is annotated as 14-3-3 protein. NCBI's taxonomy places the organism in Eukaryota, Fungi, Ascomycota, Sordariomycetes, Sordariales, Chaetomiaceae. Gene Ontology annotation, biological process: intracellular protein localization; signal transduction. Gene Ontology annotation, cellular component: cytoplasm. The record is from RefSeq and is a predicted model, not a curated record. Bases 258 to 1202 code for a protein of 314 amino acids. The transcript has 2 exons.